Molecule: messenger RNA, 2698 nt
Organism: Oreochromis aureus
Lineage: Eukaryota; Metazoa; Chordata; Actinopteri; Cichliformes; Cichlidae
Product: low affinity immunoglobulin gamma Fc region receptor II-like
Exons: 10
Coding region: 475-1194 (239 amino acids)
Biological process (GO): cell surface receptor signaling pathway
Molecular function (GO): transmembrane signaling receptor activity
Source: RefSeq, a predicted model, not a curated record
CUGAGAGAAAAUCUUUGUUGAACAGAUAAACCCCGUCCUGUCCUCACUGUGUCUCCAUCAUGGCUGAGUCCUGGAGCCUCAGUAACUCUGAACUGUCAGGUUGAACAUCCGUCUGCAGGAUGGAGCUUCUACUGGUAUAAAGCUGUUCCUGAUCUAUCAGAGAAAUCCUCCAGUUAUGAGCUGCUACCUGAUGGCAGUGGGACUGCACAGGACUCCUACAUCAUUCAUGGACAGACACACACAGCAGGAUAUGUGUGCAGAGCUGGAAGAGGAGACCCAGAGUAUCACACUGAUCACAGUCAACCAAAGUUUGUCUGGUCUGCAGAUGUUCAUUCAGCAGCGUCUCUCACAGUGAGUCCUGACAGAGUGCAACACUUCACCUCUGACUCUGUCUCACUGACCUGUGAGGGAAAAUCCACUGAGUGGAGAGUGAGGAAGUUCUCUGAGGAUGGCUGACUCUCUAAAUGUUGGAGAAUGACUGGAUCCAAAUGUGACAUCACCACAUUAGUGUCAUAUGGAGUGUACUGGUGUGAGUCUGGAUCAGGAGAGUUCAGCAGUGCAGUCAACAUCACUGUACAGAAUGAUGGUAAUGUUCCUAUCCUGGUGAGUCCUGUUCAUCCUGUGACUGAGGGAGCUUCUGUUAGUCUGAGCUGCAGUUCAAGAAGACCAAAUAUACUUUCCAAUGUGUUUUUCUAUCACAAUGACAAACUUAUUCAAAAUGAUACCCGAGGGGAGCUGAACAUCUCUGCAGUGUCAAAGUCUGAUGAAGGUUUCUACAAGUGUCAGUACUCAGGAAGAGAGUCAGCACAGAGCUGGAUGUCAGUUAAAGUAACUGUGUCAGGAGCUGACAGCUCUUCAUCUCCUGUGUGGUUGAUGGUUGGACUGGUUUGUGGAGUCUCUCUCAUUAUUAUUCUCCUGCUCUUGUUGUAUCGCUGCAGACAGUCCAAGUAUUCCUGCUUCACCAGGUCGAUCCAGUCUGAGAGUCACAGUCCGGGCUCCUCCACAAAUCAUGGAGUCAACCAGAAUGAAACUCAUGUGUACGGCUCUCUUCAACAUGGUACUGCUGACAUCUAUGAAUCAGUCACACAAGUGACAAACAGAAAUGGUUCAGAUGAAUAUGAUGACGUCACCUCCUCUCUUAUUGAGUUUAAAGAUCUUAGAACUAAGAAUACAGAGUCUGUCUGCACCUUCUAAACAAAGCCUGAAAGGAAGCCACAGGUGGGACAGGCAUGAGGGGCAGCCAGUGACCCCUCACACACGUCCUUAUGCUGAUAUCCAGGCAGGUUCUCAGUGUUUGUAGCUGCUGAUUUAUGCAGCAAACAUUUCCACAGUCCUCUGCGGCAGAUUAUAGAAACACUUCUUUUCUCAGCUCACGACAGCAGAUCUACAGCUGGGACACUGUUAAGUGGUUCUACAUGAAAAAUAGUUAAAUAUUAACUCAAACAUGUUCUUGUAUGUAAAACAGGUUCAAAUGACAAAUGCACGAAAUUAUAUUUGUCCUUUAAAGUGGACAUGAGACACCACAUAAAGGCUAGUUUACAUCAUGGAGCCCUGCUCUCAAAAACCAACUCAGAUGUAACUGUCUGUGAGUGUUUAAACUUAAAGUUCAUAAAACAUUUGAAACAGACUAUCUUUCUGGUCACCUGUCAAACUGUUGCUGAUGUUUCCAGAGCAGCUUUUCUUCUGCUCAGAUUAAAAACUUUCAGUCAUUUUUGUUUUGUUGAUUUGCCGAAUUGUUGCUCAGUUGUUGAGAGUCAAUUGUUUUCUGUUCUGUUGCCAAACUGUCUGUCAGUUUCAUAUAAACAUUAAUUUGCUCUUGUUCAGUUGCCAAGUUGUUGCUCAUUUUCUUUGAGUCAAAGUCCAUCUCAGUUGACAGGUUGCUUUGUAAUUUUUAAAAAAAAUUGCUCCUCUGUUGAGUUUCCAAACUGUCUUUUAGAAUAAUUUAUUCUCAGUUUUCUGCUCAAACUUUGUCUCAGAUGUCUGAUUUUCUCCUCUUCUGUUCAGAGUCACUCAAUUUCUGCUCAGUUGUCUAAAGUCAAGACUGUCUCUCUGUCCUCUGUUGUCUUUAUUCUGUUUUCUUCUGUCCAGAUGUCAAACUCCUUUAAUUUCUGAGACCUUCAUCUCUGCUUACUGAUCAAACUCCGCCUCAGUUUUCUUACAUUGCUCCUUAGUUUAUUUUUUUUUUUUUUUAGUUUUUAACGUGCUGCUGUUUGCUGAGAAAAACUUUCUAUGCCUGUUUUGAUUUUUCCAGAAUAAAUCUUCCUCUGUUUAGUUUUUUUCUAUUCAUUUGUCCAGACUCACACUUAUUUUGCUCUAAGAAAUAAGAACACAAUGAUCGGGGCUGUGUGAGCUACCACCUUAUAAUUGCUUUUUGUCACCGACCUCUCAGCUAAACCUGUGUGGAGUCAUUCUAUAAUAACAACUAGGGCUGCCACGAUUAGUCGACUAUCAAAAUUGUCGAUGACUAAUUUAAUAGUCAACGCAAUUUAAGAGUGUAAUAACACACUGAAACAGAAGAUGACAGCAAUGCAUCUACAAGGAUGCUAGCUGCCAUUAAACACCAAAGAAGAAGAAGCAGUCUCCGGUAUCAUAGCUGUGUCCGGAGACCGCAUUUAUAUGUCGAUUACGUUACAGCGACACAACAAAGGCUGUCCAAAUUCGAAGACUCCUUCAAAUUUGGCCGAAAAAAGCGUCCUCC